This is a messenger RNA of Aegilops tauschii subsp. strangulata, 669 nucleotides long. RefSeq lists its product as uncharacterized. The record is from RefSeq and is a predicted model, not a curated record. NCBI's taxonomy places the organism in Eukaryota, Viridiplantae, Streptophyta, Magnoliopsida, Poales, Poaceae.
AUGACCAACCCUGGAGGGCAAACCACUCUUCCCUCCUCCUCCGGCGGCCCGCCAACUGAAACUCUUCCCGGCGGCCAGCCAAUGCCUCCUCUCCCCGCCGUCCCGCCUCCACCUCCAAUUCCCGGCGGCCAGGCCAACCUUUCCCUCACCCUCGCCCCUCUUCCACUUUCAUUCAGCGACACGAUCACCGACAUCACACCCUUCAUCCCCAUCGUCUUAGAUCUCCACAGCCACAAUUAUUACCAUUGGUGCCACUUGUUCGAGAUCCACCUCGGGCGCUGUUCUCUUCUCCAUCACAUCACCAGGGAUGCGCCCCCGGCUCCCCACGACCCACGGUGGCUCAAGGACGAUCUCCCCAUCAUCCAGUGGCUGUACACGCGCAUCUCCACCGAGCUCUUCAACUUGGUGGUCACCAACGGCGCGUCCACUCGCGACAUUUGGAUUGAGCUUCGUCGGCUGUUUCAAGACAACCGCGACGCCUGCGUCUCCGCUCUCAACACCGAGCUUCGCACGAUCACCCAGGGCGAUCGCCCCGUCGGCGUCUUCUGUCAGUGCAUCAAAGCCAUUGGCGAUGAACUCCGUGAGCUCGGCGAGGUGGUCGCCGACCGCUCCCUUCUUCACGCCCUCAUGGGCGGCUCGACGACCGGUUCGCCCAACAGGCGACCCUGA